CUCCGCCUCCUCCUGGUCUUUUCGGCUCAUGCUGCAGAGAAGUGCAGCUGCUCUCCUUCGGGUUUGCUUCCUCAAGCCUCGCACUUUCCCUUUAACCCUCGUGUGUGGCACUGAGCCGCUCGCCCAAGCAGCCACUCUUUCCUCCUUGGCGGCGGGGAGAGCAGCAGCUGGUACUUCUUCCCGGACGAGCAGGAAGGUCGGAAGAAAAGAACAGCAAAUGGACGGAUGUAUCGAGGAGGUGCUGGCCCCUCUCCGGCAGGCGGUGCGAGAGCAGGGAGACCUGGUGCGCAAGCUGAAAGAAGAGAAUGCACCUGAUGUGGAAGUGAGCAAAGCUGUUGCUGAGUUGAAAGCACGGAAGAGAAUCCUGGAGGCCAAGGAGCUGGCUUUACAACCAAAAGAUGAUGUAGUGGACAGAACUAAGAUGGAAGACACUCUUAAAAGAAGGUUCUUUUAUGAUCAGGCUUUUGCUAUCUAUGGAGGUGUUAGUGGUCUUUAUGAUUUUGGUCCAAUGGGUUGUGCUCUUAAAAACAAUAUCAUUCAGAUUUGGAGAACUCACUUUAUUCAGGAGGAACAGAUUUUUGAAAUUGACUGUACAAUGUUGACACCCGAGCCAGUACUUAAGACUUCCGGCCACGUGGAUAAAUUUGCAGAUUAUAUGGUAAAAGAUGUAAAAAAUGGAGAGUGUUUCCGUGCAGAUCACCUUUUGAAAGCUCAUUUACAAAAGCUGAUGUCUGAUAAAAAAUGCACUGCUGAGAAAAAAGAAGAAAUGGAUCAAGUUAUCACUCAGAUGGACAACUAUAACCAAGAACAACUGGCAGAUCUUUUUACAAGGUACAAUGUAAAAUCUCCAAUAACCGGAAAUGAACUAAGCCCUCCAAUGUCAUUCAACCUCAUGUUUCAGACAUCUAUUGGACCAGGUGGAAAUACUCCAGGCUAUUUAAGGCCUGAAACUGCUCAGGGAAUCUUUUUGAAUUUUAAACGUCUUUUGGAAUUCAACCAAGGAAAACUACCCUUUGCUGCUGCACAGAUUGGAAACUCCUUCAGAAAUGAGAUUUCUCCACGGUCUGGCCUUAUUCGAGUCAGGGAGUUUACAAUGGCAGAAAUAGAGCACUUCGUUGAUCCAAAUGACAAGCAGCACUCAAAAUUCAAAAAUGUAGCAGACCUGGACAUUAAUCUAUAUUCCUCAAAAGCUCAAACUAGUGGACAGUCUGCACAGGUGAUGAAGCUGGGUGAUGCAGUAGAACAGGGUGUGAUCAAUAACUCUGUUUUGGGAUAUUUCAUUGGAAGGAUUUACCUGUAUUUGUUGAAAGUUGGUAUAUCAAAAGACAAACUCCGAUUCCGUCAGCACAUGGACAAUGAAAUGGCACAUUAUGCUUGCGACUGUUGGGACGCAGAGACCAAAACAUCUUAUGGAUGGAUUGAAAUUGUUGGCUGUGCCGACCGUUCCUGCUAUGAUCUGUCCUGCCAUGCCAGAGCUACAAAAGUACCUCUUGUAGCAGAGAAGCCACUUAAGGAGCCAAAAAUUGUCAAUGUUGUUCAGUUUGAAGCCAACAAAGGAGCAAUUGGGAAAGCCUACAAGAAAGAUGCAAAACUGGUGAUGGAAUAUUUGAAUAUCUGCGAUGAGUGUUAUAUCACUGAUCAGGAAAAACUCCUGAAUGAGAAUGGUGAGUUUACAAUUGAAACAGAGGGCCAAACAUUUAAAUUGACUAAGGAGAUGGUGAGCGUGAAGAGAUUCCAAAAGACGCUACAUGUGGAAGAAGUUGUUCCCAAUGUAAUUGAACCUUCGUUUGGCAUUGGAAGAAUUAUGUAUUCCAUCUUUGAACACACAUUCCAUGUCCGAGAAGGAGAUGAACAAAGAACUUUCUUCAGCUUCCCUGCAACUGUAGCACCAUACAAAUGUUCUGUCCUUCCACUCAGUCAAAAUCAAGAAUUCAUGCCUUUUGUCCGUGAGCUCUCUGAAGCUUUGACCAGACAUGGAGUUUCACACAAGGUUGAUGAUUCUUCUGGUUCUAUUGGACGCCGGUAUGCCAGGACAGACGAGAUUGGCGUUGCCUUUGGCAUUACUAUUGAUUUUGAUACAGUUAAUAAGACACCGCACACAGCCACUUUAAGGGACCGAGACUCAAUGCGCCAGAUCAGGGCUGAGAUAUCUGAGUUGCCUACAAUUGUGCGUGACCUUGCAAAUGGAAUCAUAACUUGGAAUAACGUGGAAGAGAAAUACCCAAUUUUUGAAGGUCAGGAGACCGGAAAAAAAGAGGAAUAAUCUGCCAGCCACUGCAGAGUCGUCAAUAAAAGAACAUUUAUACUUCUGAAAAACAAUUGUAUUGUGAAAUCAGUAUCAUCCUUCCUUUUUGUUUCACCACUGAAU
Messenger RNA from Polypterus senegalus (gray bichir), 2368 nucleotides. It is a transcript of the gene gars1, whose product is annotated as glycyl-tRNA synthetase 1. The coding region runs from base 29 to 2263 and encodes 744 amino acids. Lineage: Eukaryota; Metazoa; Chordata; Cladistia; Polypteriformes; Polypteridae. Gene Ontology annotation, molecular function: ATP binding; glycine-tRNA ligase activity. The transcript has 17 exons. Gene Ontology annotation, biological process: mitochondrial glycyl-tRNA aminoacylation. The record is from RefSeq and is a predicted model, not a curated record. Gene Ontology annotation, cellular component: cytoplasm; mitochondrion.